Messenger RNA from Ambispora leptoticha, 315 nucleotides. Lineage: Eukaryota; Fungi; Glomeromycota; Glomeromycetes; Archaeosporales; Ambisporaceae. The record is from the annotation of a GenBank genome assembly.
AUGGCACAAGGUUUAUUAUUAAAAAAAAACUCUUCCUCGUCGUUGCCCAUCACAAAAAAAAAGACCCGCACAAAAAACAUCGGUCCAAAGAAAGGUGCACGUGUAAUAGCACCAAAAAAACAAGGGAAAAUAAAACAAGAGGCUAUUCGUAAGAAAUUGACCACAGCAAUCAAUAAGGAUAUUGAGACGAAAAUGGCGAUACGUGCUGCUUCUGUUGGUGGUGGCAAACAAUUUAGCAUUGUAAAAAUUGAUGACGCUGAUGCGAAAGAAUUAAUAAAACGGCGACAGCAAAAUGGUGGGAAAAAGAAAAAUUAG